ACUAAAAAUUUUUUUAAUCGAACUUAAAGCAGUCACACUUAUUUUUUUUAAAAUGAAGUUAUUUCUUGUAUUUAUUAGUGUAAUAUUUGUUCAAUAUGAUUUUUCUUCGAUUGUAGCACUUCCUUUACCAUUUGGCCCAGGUCGUACUGGAAUCUAUGAAAGAACUGAGGAGUGUGUUGGUGCUCAAUCUUUUGAAAACGAAUUUUUAUCCGUUCUGUUGUCUAAAAUUGAUAAACGCAUGCUUUUGUCUAUCAAUUUCAAAAAUAUAAGUACGGUAUCCCCUUCACUCAUUUCAUCUGAAUGCAUGAAACCGAAUGCUAAAUGGUUAUUCCAUAUUCAUGAGAAAAGUACUACAGCAGGAAAAAUAGGAAUAGGUGCAAGCGCUUGCUCAUCAGCGGUCGUAGGUUUACAUUGGGAUCCAACUCUAGCAUGUAGUAUUAACUCAGGAAAUGAGCUUUGUAAACGUCUUCCGAUUCCCCCCAGCAGUUCAAUACCUGUAAAAUAUCAAGCAUCUUUACGAAAGUACUCUUGCACUCCUGAAACAUAUACGAAUCAAUCUGUUUACGCAUGUGAACUGGGUGAUUUGAGUGGAAAAUAUUUUCCUCUUGUUAUUCCUCCGCCAGAAUUAAACAGUAUUAGUAUGGCAGUCGAUAUUUUUGACCCUCGUGAUGUACUUCCAACAUGUGAACUUGAUUCUAAAAGUCUUGUGCUGCAUUGCAAUAACGCGCCCGUCCUUUGUAUUCCAAUCGUUGGUAUGAGACAGCCUAUAAGUUAUUUUUAUAGUGCCUUACGAAGUGAAGGCCCUACGAUACGUCGGUACCAUAAUUUUUUAACCAGUUAUUUCUCAUCAAGCAUAUAAUAUAUCACCAAAUUUUUUAUUCAUUUGAAUUAUAUCAUUGUAUAGAAAGCUAUUUGCAGGUUUAUAUUGUUUCCUCACUUUUUUUCAAUUAUUUAUUGAAUAAUUGAUAUUCCAACAUGUAUCAUCGUGACUUUUUGGUUCUGUAGCUUUUUGUAUGUCUGGCAGGCGGAGAUAUAUGAUGUUUAGUUGGUAGCGUUUUUUUUUAUAUAUAAGAAAGAAAAAAAGAAAACUAAGCUUGUUCUUAUUUUUAAGGUAUAUUUUAAAAAAAAACUAGAAGUCAUUAUAAAAAUAUUUGUGUAAGUUGAUUAAUGUCUGUUGUUA
Hylaeus volcanicus is the source of this 1180-nucleotide messenger RNA. RefSeq lists its product as uncharacterized. Gene Ontology annotation, molecular function: metal ion binding. Lineage: Eukaryota; Metazoa; Arthropoda; Insecta; Hymenoptera; Colletidae. The transcript has 2 exons. The coding region runs from base 53 to 859 and encodes 268 amino acids. The record is from RefSeq and is a predicted model, not a curated record. Gene Ontology annotation, biological process: superoxide metabolic process.